AUGCACCCUCCCGAGAUCGACCUCGCUUUCUCCAACAACACCCAGCUGCGAAAACGAGUUCAUGACGCCAUAGACGAAUAUCCCGCCCAAAGUGCCCUCUUCCGCGACAUAUCCUCCUAUAUCCUCAACUUCUCUGGCGCGCAAACCUCCGUCGUCAACGGCGAGCCCGCGGGAAAGAAGCGCAAACUCGAGAAUGGCCACGCGAACGGCGCAGCAGGCAAAUCUACCACCGGGACAUGGGCCGAUGCUGUGACACAGACUGCGUGGAGAGGGACUGAUACCAGCUUCUCGAUUCCGCAGCGAAAGAAGCUUACCCUAGAGAUGGUAAAGAAAGGUAACGGGGUGAAGGAAGGGGGGAUUCGAGGCAUCAAUCCUGCAACUGGGGAGGUAGAGUUCGGGAUCGCGUGGAAGGAUGUUGAGCAGAUAUUCUGCCUACCACUACCUGAGAAGGCAAAGCGACAACACAACUUCGUCGUCAUCCCUAUACACGGCGAUGGCGUCAACCCGGUUCCAGAGGGUACGGCGACACCAGAUUCGAUUGUUUGGACAUUUGCGGACGCGACGGGGAAGGAUAUCAAGGAGGGUGUGGAUCCGGGGCCUGCACCUAUCGCUGCGGUUAUAAACGACUGUUUGAAGAGCGAAGGCGUGAAUAAGAGGGUUGUUUUUCCCGAUGAGAAGGAGUUCGGGAGCGCGAUCGUGCAGGCUCACAGGAAGGGCGAGAAGGCAUUUCACGUGAAGGGUCACCGAGGCAGCAAAGAAGGAUUCCUCUUCUUCACCUCUGUAGGCAUCGUCUGGGCGUUCAAGAAACCCAUAGCCUAUUUCUCCUUCGACAGCAUCAACGCUGUUUCCUAUACCUCGGUCCUACAACGGACAUUCAACCUGAAUAUUGGUGUUGUGGCGGACGAUGAGUCGAAGCCGCAAGAGAUUGAGUUCUCGAUGUUGGAUCAAGCGGACUACGCAGGCAUCGACGCGUAUAUCAAGAAGCACGGUCUACAAGACGCGAGUAUGGCGGAGCAAAGGAAGGCUAAGCGGCUUAAUGUCAAUCCUGCCAUCAAGGCCGAGAAUGGUGCGGGCGAGGAAGAGGACGGAGAGGAUGGGGAGACAGAGCUACAGAAAGCGGAGAGACUGCUGCAAGAUCAAGAGGACGAAGAAGAGGAAGAUUAUGAUCCAGGGAAUGAGGGCGAGAGUGACGGUAGUGGCAGUGAGGAAGAGGACGACGAGGGAGAGGGUUACGAGGAAGGUGUUGAAUAUGAAGAGGGGGGUGAAGGUGAAGGAGAGGAGUACGAGGAAGAGUAUGACGAGGGUGGUGAGGAAAUGGAGGGCGCAGAAGAAGGCUACUGA
Mytilinidion resinicola is the source of this 1341-nucleotide messenger RNA. Its product is annotated as Rtt106-domain-containing protein. The record is from RefSeq and is a predicted model, not a curated record. Bases 1 to 1341 code for a protein of 446 amino acids. Gene Ontology annotation, molecular function: nucleosome binding; histone binding. The transcript is spliced from 4 exons. NCBI's taxonomy places the organism in Eukaryota, Fungi, Ascomycota, Dothideomycetes, Mytilinidiales, Mytilinidiaceae.